GCGCGGCCCCUGCGGGAGCUUUUAAAUGCGUCUAGAAUCGCGACCGGCUGCUUCCUGCUGCGAUGUUCUUGGUGCUGGCAUCUUGCCUUUCCCUUGUUUCCUGGCCUCCUGACCUGCUGUAGAUGUUAUUGAGCGGUCGUGAGGAGCACGGAUCCUUAUGUUCUGGGGUCUCCGUGAUAUCACGGUUUCAUCAGCUUUUGAGAUUGGUGGCCAGCUUCCCCGCGCUUGCGGUCCCCGGUUUUCAGAGUGGUCUUGUUGAAUUUCUAUACCAACAGCACUGCCAUUUUCACAGUAUUGAAAAGCUAUUGCUGUUUCUUCACUCACUGACCUGCAAGCUCUGGUAAUUUAGAAGAAAUAUGAGUUGCUUCUGAGUGUUCUGGCUUUGUUAAAUAAAUAGAUUCUCUUCAUAGAGUGCUAACAAAUGGAUCGCCAUGAUACUUCUGGGUUUGUUAGUGGAGGAUGCAAGGACACGAAGGGGCUGCUAACAAGCAUAUAUUUCUAACUAUUUCAUUGCAUUAUGUAACCUAGAAGUGAUGCUGACUGUACUUUCCCGAAAAAGAUCAGUCUAAUUUGGUGGUAUUCUCUGCUACUAGCAGCAAUGGAUCAUACGCUUGAACACUUAGGGUAUACCAGAAAAUCUUCGAAUUCAGACACCCUAGGAACCUGGACCACUCUUAGACCAGUAGUCAUGGAACCAAGAGGUUGUCCUACACAAGUUGAUGUGCUUUCUCAAGACAGCACUUAUAUUAUAUCAAAAGGGAUCAAGCGGAAGUGGGUUGACUUGUCACUUGGCCUAGGUAACUCCUCAAGUUCCUCUGACUCCAGCAAGCAGAGCAUGGGUACAUGCUGCACCUUGUCUUCUGCUGCAAAGGAUAAGGAUGAUGGAUCAUCUAUUGACUUGGACCUAAAUUUUCAGUUCAGUCUGUGUAAUGAAGGCACAUCAAAAUUGGGCACGAAUGCUUUUAAUGCUAGGAGAGCUUUGGAGAAGCAGCCUGUGAUGGACCUUAAGUUAUCUUUGACAGUCGGACCUUCUGAAUCUGUUGUUACUGAUGUGGACCUUAAUAUGGCCACCCAAGAUAACACAGUAUUGCUACAAUCAUGCAAUGUGGCUUCAGUUCCAUCUGUUGAUGAAGGAUCAACAUCUGCACGCAGGAAAUCUGGUGGUAAGCUACUUCCUUACCUGUUACCAGUUGGUUCCAAUCAAUUCCACAGUCCUAUUCCACUGCAACCGACGAUACAACUGCCAAAAAGUCCAGUAGCUUGUUCUUCAGGAGUUGUCGGCCCACAACAGCGCUGUAGUAGCACAAAAACUUGUUCAGAACCAGGAUGCUUUAAAGGUGCUCGCGGUUCAUCCGGGCGCUGCAUUUCACAUGGCGGUGGUAGAAGAUGCCAGAGAGAGGGUUGCAAGAGAGGGGCUGAGGGAAAAACUAUCUUCUGUAAAGCUCAUGGAGGUGGUAGGCGCUGUGAGCAUCUUGGAUGCACAAAGAGUGCCGAGGGUCGCACUGAUUUCUGCAUAGCUCAUGGAGGUGGCCGCCGCUGCAGCAAUGAAGGGUGCAAAAAGGCUGCAAGAGGAAAAUCUGGCCUUUGUAUUAAACAUGGUGGGGGAAAGAGAUGCCAAAAAGAGAACUGCACAAAGAGUGCGGAGGGACAGUCUGGCUUUUGCAUUGCUCAUGGAGGUGGGAGGCGCUGCAAACAUGAAGGUUGCACAAAAGGUGCUCAGGGCAGCACUAGUUUCUGCAAAUCCCAUGGUGGUGGUAAGAGAUGCACAUAUCCAAAUUGCAGCAAGGGUGCUGAGGGCAGUACGCUCUUCUGCAAGGGCCAUGGAGGAGGGAAACGCUGUGCAGCUGAAGGCUGCCCAAAGAGUGUCCACGGUGGCACUGAGUUCUGUGUUGCCCAUGGAGGUGGAAAGCGAUGUGUGGUACCAGGAUGCACCAAGAGUGCUAGAGGACGAACAGACUGCUGUGUUCGUCAUGGUGGGGGCAAAAGAUGUCAAUUUGCUGGCUGCAGCAAGAGUGCACAGGGGAGCACUGAUUUUUGCAAGGCUCAUGGGGGAGGCAAGCGUUGCUUAUGGGGCCAACUAGGCUCUGACCUUGGUGCAGGCAGUUCUCCUUGCGAGCGCUUUUCAAGGGGUAAGAAUGGACUGUGUGUUGCACAUAAUGCUCUGGUGGAAGACAGCCGGGUACGUGGCGGUGAGACACUUGGUGCUAUGGGUUCAUCAGGAUCUGUUAUGAACAGCACUGGAACCAUGGAGAGUGGGGCAUUCGAUUCUUCCAAUUUUGGUGAAGGUACCAGCAAUGUUGCGCAUCCUGCUGAGGCUCUUGGUCACACACUAAUCUCUGCUCCAGAGGGGAGGGUACGUGGUGGUAAUAUUAUGGUUAUGCUUUCUACUGGGAUGAAUAUUGGAAAGCAAUUAAGCUGCAAUAUGGAUGCAAGCACUUCUACUGGCAAUUGGCUGUAGCAUGUAAAACACCAAUCCUGUUCAAUUGGCUUUGCUUAUGUCAACUGAAAAUAACCUUCGGUUCUUUCCAUUCUGUAUCUAGGAGUCAGGCAUGUUGAUAACAUAGCGUUUAUGUUUUAUAGGGGACUUGCGUGUUUUGUUGUAGUUUUAGGUAUCUUGUGUGAUAAAUAACCAGGGAAAGUACUGUAAUAUAUAUUAGCACUUAAGUGUGAUAUUAAAGUUGUUGCUUGGAAAUGUAAGAAUAAUCUUUGAGAUGUGUAUGUUUCUUGUUCUAUUUGAGUACAAGACUAGAGUUGUGCUACUGUCAAUGCAUGUGUGAACUGUUUGAACACUUAUGAUAUGUUCUUAAUGUUCUUUGUA
Messenger RNA from Sorghum bicolor (sorghum), 2818 nucleotides. RefSeq lists its product as uncharacterized. Lineage: Eukaryota; Viridiplantae; Streptophyta; Magnoliopsida; Poales; Poaceae. The transcript is spliced from 3 exons. Bases 599 to 2458 code for a protein of 619 amino acids. The record is from RefSeq and is a predicted model, not a curated record.